AUUAUGGCAUCCAUUGUUGCAAUCUUGAGCUCAGUUCUCAUAUUCUCUGCAUUUUCUCUAGGGAGUUCACUGAGCUUAAAUUACUACGACAAAACGUGCCCCCAUGCCGAAUCAAUCAUUGCAAAUGCUGUCAAGAACGCAGUGUCCAAAGACAAAACAGUCCCAGCAGCACUACUCCGGAUGCAUUUCCAUGACUGCUUUAUCAGGGGCUGUGAUGCCUCCUUGUUGUUAAACUCAAAAGGGAGCAACAAAGCAGAAAAAGAUGGGCCACCCAAUGUUUCCGUGCAUGCAUUUUAUGUCAUUGACAGUGCAAAGAAAGAGCUAGAAACUUGGUGCCCUGGCGUGGUCUCCUGUGCUGAUACUUUGGCUCUUGCAGCAAGGGAUGCCGUUGUUCUAUCUGGGGGUCCAAGUUGGGAUGUACCCAAAGGAAGAAAAGAUGGGAGAACAUCAAAGGCUAGUGAGACAAUUACAAUGCCAUCUCCUGCCUUCAACAUAGCUCAACUGCAGCAAAGCUUCUCUCAGAGAGGUUUGUCUAUGGAUGAUCUAGUGGCUCUUUCAGGAGGGCAUACUCUAGGGUUUUCCCACUGCUCUUCCUUCCAAAGCAGAAUCCGCAACUUCAAUGCCACGCACGACAUCGAUCCCUCAAUGCAUUCAUCAUUUGCAGCAAGCUUAAGGGGUGUUUGUCCAAUAAAAAACAAGCCAAAGAAUGCUGGAACGACCAUGGAUCCUUCUUCAACAACCUUCGAUAACACCUACUUCAAGAUGAUCCUCCAAGGGAAGGGCCUCUUCUCUUCCGACCAAGCCCUGCUCAGUAAUCCAAAAACCAAGGAGUUGGUUUCCAAGUUUGCCGGCUCACAGGAAGCUUUUAGAAAGGCCUUUGUCAACUCUAUGAUCAAGAUGAGCAGCAUCACAGGUGGGCAGGAGAUCAGGAAGGAUUGUAGGGUGGUAAAUUAAUGAUAGAUUGUUAAUUAGCAUAAAUCGUUCAUUAAUCUAAACCAUGAAAGCUAGCUCAGUAAUCUUGGAUUUGCCAAAAUAGAUAGACAAGAGGCGAAA
Molecule: messenger RNA, 1053 nt
Organism: Corylus avellana
Lineage: Eukaryota; Viridiplantae; Streptophyta; Magnoliopsida; Fagales; Betulaceae
Product: peroxidase 64-like
Biological process (GO): hydrogen peroxide catabolic process; response to oxidative stress
Molecular function (GO): peroxidase activity; heme binding
Source: RefSeq, a predicted model, not a curated record